UGGGGAAGGAAGAGGGAAGGCAGGCGAACACUGGCAUGGGCUUUAGCUUGAAUUUGUCCCGUGCUGCUGCAGCUGCCGCUGAUCCUCUUCGAGUCAGCCGCUGCUUGACUUGACAGCCCCCUCGGUUACUUGCCUGCUCACCCCUGCUCUGCUCCCAGUGCCUCUGCCCUGACACACGUCCGCAAGCCUCAGGGCAACUCUGCAAUACCCGAUCACCUUGGGAGGACCAGACCCGAGGGACCAGAGGAUCGCUUCUCCUGGGACCCACCUCCUACUCUAGAGGUGGAGGGCAGGGGCGGGCACCAGUGCUUAGGGCCACCCCUGCCUCGCCCCCACCCCUUUCUUGCCCAGAAUAGCCUCUUAGGCAUGGGAGACUGGGUCUGAGGGCAGUGGAUGAAUGAUCGCCGUGCUCCACAGCCCAAGAGCUCGGGAAAGAGGUGACUCCACAGCCUGACCCGGUGGAAGAGAAGGGCAGGAUGAACAGACCUCUUCCAAAUGUUUGAGAAGGCUCAAGGUUUAGAAGAAGGCUCCUAUAAAUAAAGGCAAAUUAAAAUGACAUUGUAGUGCUUUAAUCCUUCCCUGGUCUCCCAUGUGACUAAAACAAGACCUAUUUGCAAGUUUCCUCUUUCACUGGAGUCCAGAAUACCGGCUCUAGAAUGUAUUGGCAGUUAUUCAAUUGACAACAACUAGAAAUGGAGAGAGUCAAAGAGAUAUCCUAGGAACCAGGACUUAGUGGGACAGAAGGAGCCUUUUAUAUGCCUGAAUGAAAACUUCACCAAGGCUAGAAGAUGAAUCAAAGGAAGUAGCAGUUUGGGAUCUUUGAUCUGCAGUCUGAUAAGAUGCUAUAGUUUAUUCAGUGGGAUCUGAAAGUAGCCAGAGUCUAAGCAGAGCUUCCCUCCUUGGGCAGCUGGUUGUGGUCCUGGACCCCACAGUCAAUGAAAGCCUAUACAUUAUACCCAUAGGAAAAUGUUUGGAACUUCCCACAUGAAUUGAGCAACUUUCUGUUUUACUACAUAUGCUAUACCAUGAUAGCUUUGGCAGUCUUCGGGGUAAAAUUGAGAGAUUGAAAUUGCUCGUGUUGAAUGACCAUCCUCCUUUGGGUUGAACAGGAAGAUCUGAGCCCAAAUUGAAGUUAUUUUCUAUGUAGAACAUUGUUAGAGCUUCUGGGCUAGAGACAGGCUCAUCUUGCCCAGCACACUGAAUUCUUAAACACUGGCUAACACCCCUUGGAUACCACAAUGGAGACGUAAGCCUCCAAUGGACGAUGACCACGGUGUAUGUGAAUGGAGGCCUGGGGAACCCCCGCUAUGCCAGAUGGAAUCGCCGGGAGAGCAUUGAGGACUGUGGCCAGCCUGAGCAUUACCAGGGAGAUGUGGAAGACCAGCAGCACAGGCUGACACCAUUUGAAAAACUCAUGCGGGACAUGUCAAAGAAUGAGAAGGUAGUGAGAGAAAUCACGCUUGGGAAAAGGAUUGGCUUCUACCGGGUCCGAGGGGAAAUUGGAAGUGGAAACUUCUCCCAGGUGAAGCUUGGAAUUCACUCCCUAACCAAAGAAAAGGUUGCUAUUAAGAUCCUGGACAAGACCAAGUUAGACCAGAAGACCCAAAGGCUACUGUCACGUGAGAUCUCCAGCAUGGAAAAACUGCACCAUCCCAACAUCAUCCGCCUUUACGAAGUUGUAGAGACCUUGUCUAAGCUUCACCUGGUGAUGGAAUAUGCGGAAGGCGGAGAGCUCUUUGUGAAGAUCAGCACUGAGGGAAAGCUCUCGGAAACCGAAAGCAAGCUCAUAUUUUCCCAGAUUGUGUCAGCGGUGAAGCACAUGCAUGAAAAUCAAAUUAUUCAUAGAGAUCUGAAGGCAGAAAAUGUAUUUUAUACAAGCAAUACUUGUGUGAAGGUGGGUGAUUUUGGAUUCAGCACAAUAAGCAAAAAAGGUGAAACCUUGAACACUUUCUGUGGGUCUCCUCCAUAUGCUGCCCCAGAGCUCUUCCGGGAUGAAAAUUAUGUGGGCAUUUAUGUGGACAUCUGGGCCUUGGGGGUCCUCUUAUAUUUUAUGGUGACUGGAACCAUGCCAUUUCGAGCAGAGACAGUGGCCAAACUGAAGAAGUGUAUUCUCGAUGGGACAUACAGCAUACCCCCUCAUGUCUCUAACCCCUGUCAGAGGCUGAUCCGUGGGGUUCUGCAGCCAAUACCCACAGAAAGGUAUGAUAUUGACUACAUCAUGAACAAUGAAUGGAUGCAAGGGGUGCUCCACCCCACUCCCUUGGAACCCUUCCAACUAGAUCCCAAGUAUUUAUCGGAAAAAAGUACACUUAAGGAAGAAGAGAAUGAGGUUAAAAACACCCUGGAAAAUCUGGGUAUUACUGAAGAGCAUAUUAGAAAUAACCAAGGGAGAGAUUCCCGCAGCUCAAUCACUGGGGUCUACCGUAUCAUUUUGCACAGAGUCCAAAGAAGAAGGGCUUUAGAGAGUAUACCAAUAGUGACCCUGCCAGACCCCAAGCAAGAAGAUUCAAAGAAAGCUUCCCGUGUCUACCGGGGCAUACGUCACACAUCCAAAUUUUGUUCAAUUUUAUAAAUUGCAUUAGACUGCCAAUAAGUUUAACCAUUGUUUUUGGAUUUGUUUUUAAAAAAUUUCCACAAGCAAUGUGGGUUAUGACAAUUUUCUAAUUUAAAAUAAACUCAAAUAGUAA
This is a messenger RNA of Dromiciops gliroides (monito del monte), 2687 nucleotides long. It is a transcript of the gene NIM1K, whose product is annotated as NIM1 serine/threonine protein kinase. The transcript has 4 exons. Gene Ontology annotation, biological process: protein phosphorylation; intracellular signal transduction; microtubule cytoskeleton organization. Bases 1265 to 2572 code for a protein of 435 amino acids. The record is from RefSeq and is a predicted model, not a curated record. NCBI's taxonomy places the organism in Eukaryota, Metazoa, Chordata, Mammalia, Microbiotheria, Microbiotheriidae. Gene Ontology annotation, cellular component: cytoplasm. Gene Ontology annotation, molecular function: protein serine/threonine kinase activity; tau-protein kinase activity; ATP binding.